UGCUGCUUGCUGUAUGCAAUGUGCAGACCAGGAGGGCAACUUAUAUCGAUUGGUUGGUAGAAGGCAGGACAGACAGAAUGAAGGUUGAGAAAAUGCCCUUAAAUCCACGCUGGAUCGACUCCUUGAUUCUCAGAAUCUGUUCGUGUCUUCUUUCCAUACACCUGGUUUGUGCCAGUACUGUACUUCCCACCUCUAGAGGCUGCGAGGCAUGCCUUCCGUUCCCGAACCGAUUGCCAUUAUUGGCACGGGCUGCCGCUUCCCAGGCUCAACUUCUUCCCCUUCCAAGCUCUGGGACCUUCUUCACUCUCCUCGCAACCUCUCCACCAAGACCCCCAGCGAUCGCUUCAACCACGAUGCUUUCUAUCACCCAGAGAUCCAUCACGGUACGGGGAACGCCCCCGAAUCCUACUUCCUGUCCGAGAAUAUCCAGCAAUUCGACGCUUCCUUCUUCAAUAUCUCCCCCACCGAAGCCGAGGCCAUGGAUCCUCAGCAACGGCUACUGCUGGAGGUAGUCCACGAGUCCCUGGAGCGAGCAGGACUACGCAUAGAGACUCUGCAGGACUCAGACACGGGCGUCUUCUGCGGCCUGAUGAACACAGAUUACUGCAAUAUUAUCACGAAUGACUGGGACAAUAUCCCGACCUACACUUCCUCUGGAGGGGCUGCUUCUAUGCUAUCUAACCGCAUCUCCUUCUUCUUUGACUGGCAUGGCCCCUCCAUCACCAUUGAUACCGCCUGUUCGUCGAGUCUGGUUGCCAUGCAUCAGGCGGUGGAUGCGUUGAGAAAGGGCGAUUGUCCUGUCGCCGUCGUGGCUGCGAGUAACCUGAUCCUCAGCCCGCGGGAGUAUAUCGCCGCCUCCAAAUUGCGGCUGCUGUCACCGACGGGUCGGUGUCGAAUGUGGGAUCGGGAUGCCGAUGGGUAUGCCCGGGGAGAGGGCAUUGCUGCGGUGGUCUUGAAGCGGCUGAGCGAUGCAAUACGGGAUGGUGAUCCCGUAGAGAGCAUCGUGCGUGCGACGGGGGUCAACGCGGAUGGCCGCAGUAUGAGUCUGACCAUGCCCUCGUGGACGGCCCAGUCGAGGUUGAUUCAGUCCACCUAUGCCAGCGCUGGCCUGGACCCUAAGAGUCGUCCGGAGGAUCGGUGUCAGUACUUCGAAGCCCAUGGAACUGGGACCCAGGCUGGCGAUCCUCAGGAGGCAACGGCAAUAUACGAUGCCCUGUUCGAGGGUAGAUCCCGACCUAAGAACCCUCUGUAUGUGGGCUCUAUCAAGACGGUCAUCGGUCAUACGGAGAGCGUGGCGGGUCUGGCUGGCGUUAUUAAGGCAUCCCUCUGCGUCCAGCAUGGUGUCAUUUCCCCGAACAUGCACUUCAACCGCAUCAACUCCAGCAUCGCACCCUACACUACUCAUCUGCGAGUGCCUACUGAAGCGGUACCAUGGCCUACUCUCGCUCCCGGCGUUCCGCGGCGAGUCUCGGUCAACUCCUUUGGGUUCGGCGGCACAAAUGCACAUGUCAUUCUCGAGAGCUAUGCCGCUCCGAUGCCAUAUCUGCCAAAUACACUCUUACCCCCGUCAUUGCCACUCGUCUUCUCCGCAGCCACAGAGAAGUCUUUGACACACCUACUUCACCGACACAUUGAAUACAUACGAGAACACCGUGAGACCGACCUCAUUACCUUAGCAGAGUCUUUGAUGCAUCACCGGUCUCUUAUGAGCCAUCGUCUCACCCUGACAGCAUCCUCACUCGGCGAUCUUGAGACCAAGCUCCAGGCAGAGCUCGAACAUCGUAGCUCAGUUGAGACCACCGCCAAGCACCGAGCGAUUUCCCAGGGAGUUUUUGGAAUAUUCACUGGCCAGGGUGCACAGUACCCGCAGAUGUUCUGGGACCUCAUAUCUCGAAGCUCCCAAGCCCUACAAUGGUUAGAAGAGCUGCAAGAAUCACUGGCCUCCCUUCCGCCGCAAUAUCGCCCUGACUUCUCGCUAGCACAAGAACUUUCGGCCCCUAUAGAUACCUCUCGGAUUCAUGAGGCCCUAGUAUCACAAACCCUACGAGCUGCCAUUCAAAUCAUUCAGGUCAAUCUGCUCCGCGUGUUGGGAGUAGGUUUUUCUGCUGUUGUUGGACAUUCCUCCGGCGAAAUCGCCGCAGCCUACGCAGCUGGCGUAGUCUCAGCAUCGGAUGCAAUUAGGUUAGCAUAUUUGCGAGGCUGGGUGACUUAUCAAAGCAUGGGUCGGGGUGGACAGCCGGGGGCAAUGCUAGCGGUUGCGAUGUCCCGGAAGGAUGCAGUUGCCCUCUGUGAAGAUGGUGGAUUCAGCGGUCGAAUUGUGGUGGCGGCCAGCAACUCUCCCACGAGUGUGACUUUUUCAGGUAAUGCGGAUGCAUUGCAAGACCUGGAAUGGAUCUUGCAGAGCUUGAGCAUUAAAGCACGUUCUUUGAAAGUCGAUGCGGCUUACCAUUCCCCCCAUAUGGUGCCUUGUGCUGAGUCUUAUCUCUGUGCUGUCAGAGCCUGCGAUAUCAGGUAUCGACCGCCCAAUGUGCCGUGGUACUCCAGUGUAUACAGUGCAAGGCGCCUCGAGGGGCAUGAUGUGUGUCAUGAAUACUGGGCAGAAAAUAUGCUUCGUCCUGUUCUGUUUUGCGAGGCUGUUCAAACUGUGUUUUCUAGCCUUGCGAGUUCGACUAUGUUGGUGGAGGUGGGCCCGCAUCCAACGCUUCAGGGUCCGGUUUUGCAGACCCUGUCUGACCUUCAGCAAACUGACACCAAGCUGCCGUCUUAUGUCAGUCUCGCUCAUCGGGAUAGCGGUAGUUUCGACUCUAUCGCCAACGCCAUCGCGCUCUUCUGGGAUCAUCAGUUACCAGGCCUCGACACUCGAAAACUUCUCAAACUGUUCGACCUUAAUUAUGACUGCGGAUUCUUGAAAGAUCUACCAACCUACCCGUUCGAUCAUACACGUUCUUACUGGGCUACGUCACGCUUGAUCAACGCCCGUUUGCACCGUGCUGACCCACCCCAUUAUCUGCUGGGGGCACUUAGUCCCGAGACCGCGGAGAAUGAAUGGCGAUGGAGGAACUUCCUCAGUCGGACAGAGCUGGUAUGGUUGAAUGAUCAUAAAGUGCAAUCUCAGACUAUCUUUCCUGCCACAGGCUACAUUGUGAUGAUGCUCGAGGCGUCCCUAGUAAUGACUCAAGGACAGUGUUUGCGCUUGUUGGAGAUCAAUGAAAUGCACAUCAAGCGCGCCAUUAACAUUCCAGAUAACCCCCAAGGUAUUGAAGUCAUCUUCAAGGUCGAACAGGAGUCCAUGAAGGAUCAUAAGAUUCUGGGCACCUUUACCUGUUAUGCUAGUAUCGGAGGAAGUUUGAAGGUCUGCGCUUCGGGGAGAACCACGCUCUCUCUGGGCGAAACAGACGCAAUGGCGCUGCCUCCACGACGAAUGCCAACGCCAUUCACAAGACCGUUGGACAUCGACAAUCUCUAUGCCGGCUUGGAGAAUUUUGGUUUGGAAUACCGUGGUGCGUUUCGUGGCCUCAAAGCUGUUGCCCGCCAAUCGAAUGGGUCGACAGGUGUCGUCUCCUGCAAUGACACAUCAUCAUCAACUCUGCAUCCAGCGGUCAUGGACUCUAGUCUUCAUGUACUGCUGGCUGCUGUAAAGCUACAGACACCAAGUGUGCCUGUACAUUUAGAGCGCGUUAUCAUGAACCCAUUACUCUGCCGAGCAAACUCGUUGAACGAAAGCAGAGAUCUGAUUGUCGAUACUGUUCUUCUUGAGGAUACGGUCGACGGAGCGAAGGCGGAUAUCCACACCUACAAUUGCGAGGGUCAAGGUGUCUUUCUCAUCGAAGGGUUUCAGGUCGCUCCGCUCGCCGUCCCUGAUGAUCGCAACAUCUUCUCUGAGAUCAUCUGGGGACCGCUUGUGCCUCAUGCGGUGCCAAGCAAGACUGGCGCAGACUCAGAGACCGAAUCGAACUUGUAUUGUGCGGAGCAGUGUGCUCUGCUUUACAUAAAGGAUGCCUGGGAGAAGCUGACAGCCCGGGACUAUGCGCGGAUGGAUCCUGAUUGUGGAGGUGUGAUAAAGUGGAUGGAAAGGGUCUUACAUAUGACUCGUGAUGGCACUCAUCCCAUCUAUCAGCCUGAGUGGUUGGAUGCCACCACCGACGAAGUGCUGGAGAUUACAGAUGUAACAAGCCCAGGUUGGCACACCUUGCGGAUGGCUGGCGAGAACUUGUCCAGCAUGCUGCAGGAAGCCUUUACCCCUCAAUCGCUCCGUCACGGCAAUGAUGACUUCGAAUCUAGAAGGUUGUAUCUAGAUCCUUUUGAGAGCGACUCGAGCAGCUCGGAGCUUGCAACCUUUGUUGAGCAGCUGGUUUUUCGCUUUCCUCAAGCGAAAAUCCUAGAGCUUAAUGCAGGAAGUGGAUCAACAGCAAGAUCCGUGCUCAAUAAGAUUGGCAGCUCUUACCAAUCAUACACCAUUACAGACACAUCAGCAAUUCGGCUCUCAGCGGCAUAUGAGAUGCUCGGUGGCGAUGAUAACACCAAACUGAUCUUGCAACGACUCGAUGUUGAAGAGAACUUGGUUGAACAAGGCUUUGGGAAUGAAAGCUAUGAUAUAAUCGUCGCUGCUAACGCUCUGUCCCAAACCCAGAGGCUUCGUGAGACUAUGGUGAAUGUCCGGCGCUUGCUCAAACCUGGUGGUUAUCUAGUUGUGCGGGAAGGAACUAACCUCGAUAUCAGUCGUGUUAUGCUGGCACAUUGUGGCACUGAAAAGUGGUGGCAUGAUGACGGCGCCAUUCGCCAGUGGUGUCCAAUUUUGAGUAUCCAGGAUUGGGAGAAGCUGCUUCAGCAGACUGGUUUCGGUGGUUUCGAGGCAAUCUCACCAGCCAAUGAACUUGAGUUUUAUUCGACAUUUGUCUCGCAAGCUACCGAUGAGGCAAUCAUGCUUCAGCGUAACCCAUGGACGUUCUCAGGCCGCCUUAACAACGAUGUUUGGAUUGUUGGUGGUGCAACAAACGCAACUGCGAGUCUUGUAUAUGGGCUCGAGACGCUUUUGGCUCGCUUUUUCUAUCGUGUGGCCGUUGCAUCGACACUGGAGGUGCUGGAUCAGCAAGACCUAUCCAGAUCACAUGUCCUAGUCUUGACGGAUCUCGAUUUUUCUUGUUGCAAAGACUUUACAGAAGAGCGUCUGGGUGGACUUAAGGCGCUAAUGAAUCAUGCCAACAGGCUCCUCUGGGUGACUGCCGGACACGAGAGCCAGGAUCCAUACUGGGCGAUGGCCAAAGGCAUCAUAAACUGCGUUGCAUACGAGAACCCGCAGCUCCUCUGCCAAUACCUGAAUGUUCCUGACCGAGCUGAGAUUACUGCACCGGGAUUAGCUACGAUCUUCCUGCGACUGUCUCAUGCCACUAAAGACAAUGACUUCACGCUGUCAGAUCGCGUGCAUAGCAUUGAGCCGGAGCUAAGGCUCGUCAAUGGCAGACUGCAAAUUCCGCGAUUUCAUCUUAGCGACGCAAUGAAUACUCGGUACAUAGCUGGUCAGCGCAGAGUGAACGGGUAUGCCAAUUUGCAUCAAUCAGUGGUCCAAAUCAUUCCGCCUUCAAAUCGGCGUCGAGAAUUCGUUUUGUGGGAGAGAGUAGGCAGCAAGGGUGACGGCUGUCGAGAUACCUCUCAUCGGCGCUGGCUUGAUGUGAGCUAUUCCACAUUGAACGCUUAUCAUGUGGAAGGUGCUGGAUACCUCUAUUUAAUGAUAGGCCGCGAUACGAGUGACCAGACACGUUGGUUUGCCCUAUCAUCGCAGCAAGCUUCGUUGAUCUCCGUGCCUCUGAGUUGUUGCUUCCGGAUGCCGGAGCAUCUCCCAGAAGCUGUGGGGCCCCCAUUUCUGGACAGGAUGGCUGCAGCAAUCAUGGCCAUUGCUGUACUGAGCUCCGGAAUACCUGACACGUCGGUACUGAUUCAUGGGCUUGAGUCGAGGGGCAGAUUGAAACAAGAAGCGUUCACGGCUCUGGGUGCUGCGCGAGAAAUGCAAGUCUAUUUCACCACCAACGAUUUGGCUGCAUCAUCGGAAAAGCACUCGUUGUACAUUCAUAAUAAUGAAUCAGUGCGCUCUCUUGCACGCAUUUUGCCUUCUGAUCUGUCUAUCAUUGCUCAACUUGAAGAAAGCAAGCCUGACUUGUUCUCUCGAAUCGCAGCCGUUGUCUCGGAGGAUGUUGCUGAAGUUAAGCUGACAAACGUAUGUCGAACAUCUUCGAGCAUCACGAGGCACAGCAAUCCAGUUGCUACGAGCAAGACGUUCCUGAGCGCAUAUGGGUUUGCUUUGCAGGCAUUUGAGGCAAACGAAGCGAUUGAUCUGGUUUCUAUUCGUGACAUACACGGCAUGCAUACAGAUCUUUCUCGUCAAGCAAUCGUGGAUUGGACUAUGCAUGAUCAAAUCCCAGUCGAAAUUCAGACGGCAAGUUCGGCGGUAAGACUAUCACCAGACAAAACAUAUCUCCUUGUUGGGAUGACUGGGAGUCUGGGUCAAUCGGUCUGUCGAUGGAUGAUUCAUCGAGGUGCGCGGUGUGUGGUCAUGAGCAGCAGAUUCCCCAAGGUUGACCCUCUUUGGGUUGGGGAAAUGGCGAGCUUGGGGGCUCGCGUAGUUCCACUCACAAUGGACGUCACAAGUCGCGCAUCAGUGACUUCUGCAUACGACACUCUUUCUGCCCAGUUACCACCGGUAGGGGGGGUCAUUAAUGGCGCGAUGAUACUCAAGGACCAGAUAUUCGCCAAUACCAACCUUUCAGAUUUUCAAUCAGUACUCAGUCCCAAGGUGCAAGGAAGUCUUCUUCUUGAUGAGGUAUUUGGCCACCUCGACCUGGACUUUUUCAUCCUUUUUGGGUCAGCCGCCGGACCGAUGGGCAACAUCGGCCAGGCAGCCUACUCAGCAGCCACUCACUUCAUGUCUGCGCUUAUCCAGCGGCGACGCGAGCAGAAUCAAGUGGGAAGCAUCAUCCACCCGGCAUCGAUCGAGGGAGUCGGCUAUCUUGCCCGAGCGGGUCUUGCUCUGCAUGACAUCCUUGAGAAAACAAUGGGAAGUAGCAGCUCACAACUGUCUGAAAAUGAUCUGCAUGAACUCCUGGCGGAGGCGAUACUUGCUGGACGGAUUAAAGAGGGCAGAAAUGCAGAUAUUAUCGCCGGAUACGAGUUUGUGAAUGCCGCCAAAAGUCCUGACACACUAUGGUUCCGGAACCCAAGGGCAUGGGGCUUCAUUGAUCAGAGUGGACGCCCCUCUGGAACAUGUGUCCGUAACGACAACGUGGAGAUGAAAGUACAGUUGAAGGCAGCCAAUGGCAUCGAAGACGCAAUAGAUAUUAUUACUGCGGGUUUCAUCGAAGAGAUUCGUAUGAGGCUGCGUCUUCCCGAUGAGGAUUGCGUGACUCCUGGCAGUGUGCUGAGCGAGAUGGGGGUGGACUCGUUGAUGGCCAUUGGGUUGCGGCAGUGGUUUGUGAAGGAGGUCGGGGUUGAAAUUCCGAUGCUGCGAUUUCUAGGCGGGUCAUCUAUUGGAGAGCUGGCUGGUGUUGCUGCGGUACGACUUGCUGAAGAUAAUGUCUUCAAGGGCGAGGAGGUUUACUUGAAUAAGGGCGAUGAGGCUGUUUUGGAGUCGCAGACGGAGCAAGAGACGAGUCUGGUUGAUUGGGAAUCAGGUGAGUCCGGACUCAGCAUGUCCUUGUGA
This is a messenger RNA of Aspergillus japonicus CBS 114.51, 7690 nucleotides long. RefSeq names its product non-reducing polyketide synthase pyr2 (gene pyr2). The record is from RefSeq and is a predicted model, not a curated record. Lineage: Eukaryota; Fungi; Ascomycota; Eurotiomycetes; Eurotiales; Aspergillaceae. Bases 209 to 7690 code for a protein of 2493 amino acids. The transcript has 2 exons. Gene Ontology annotation, molecular function: 3-oxoacyl-[acyl-carrier-protein] synthase activity; phosphopantetheine binding; fatty acid synthase activity. Gene Ontology annotation, biological process: secondary metabolite biosynthetic process; fatty acid biosynthetic process.